UCGUAUCUAUAAUUAUAUAUGUGUGCGUUUCUUUGUUAUGGUUAUUGCAUUGCAGCCAACUUCAGUUCAGCAAAUUCCAAUCCCUAUUUAUGCACCACUGCAAGGACAGCAUCAAGCCCAACUGAGUUUGGGGGCCGGACCUGCUGUUUCCCAGGCCCAGGAAUUAUUCAGUUCUUCACUUCAACCAUAUAGAUCUCAGCCAGCCUUUAUGCAAAGCAGUCUUUCCCAGCCAUCUGUGGUCCUUUCUGGUACUGCUAUCCACAACUUCCCAGCUGUCCAACACCAGGAACUCGCCAAGGCACAAUCAGGUCUUGCCUUUCAACAAACUUCAAAUACUCAGCCUAUCCCAAUAUUGUAUGAACAUCAACUGGGGCAGGCAUCAGGACUAGGAAGUUCCCAAUUGAUUGAUACACAUCUUCUCCAGGCUAGAGCAAAUCUUACCCAGGCCUCAAAUCUUUAUUCUGGACAAGUACAGCAGCCUGGUCAGACAAAUUUUUAUAACACUGCUCAGUCACCAAGUGCUCUCCAGCAGGUUACAGUACCUUUGCCCGCAUCCCAGCUUUCCUUGACUAAUUUUGGAUCUACAGGGCAGCCUCUGAUUGCUUUGCCUCAAACUCUUCAGCCCCCAUUACAGCAUACCACCCCCCAAGCACAGGCUCAGAGCCUGAGCCGUCCUGCACAAGUAAGCCAGCCUUUCAGAGGAUUAAUCCCUGCUGGCACACAACAUAGCAUGAUCGCAACCACAGGAAAAAUGUCUGAAAUGGAACUAAAAGCCUUUGGAAGUGGUAUUGAUAUUAAACCAGGCACACCUCCAAUUGGUGGUAGAAGCACCACACCAACAUCUAGUCCUUUCCGGGCUACAUCAACAAGUCCAAACAGCCAGUCCAGCAAAAUGAACAGCAUUGUCUAUCAGAAACAGUUCCAGUCAGGAACAAAGAAUGGUCAAGAGAGUGGCGUUGAAAUUGGAAUUGACACAAUUCAGUUUGGUGCUCCAGCGUCAAAUGGAAGUGAAAAUGAAAUUGUUCCUGUUCUUUCGGAAAAAUCCACUGACAAAAUACCUGAACCUAAAGAGCAACGGCAGAAACAGCCACGUGCAGGGCCUAUCAAAGCCCAGAAGGUAAAUAUGAUUCCUAAGGUAGAUAUAAUUUUAGGAAAGCCACCAAUGCUAAUGAAAGGUAUAUCAUCUUAA
Molecule: messenger RNA, 1189 nt
Organism: Castor canadensis (American beaver)
Lineage: Eukaryota; Metazoa; Chordata; Mammalia; Rodentia; Castoridae
Source: RefSeq, a predicted model, not a curated record